CCACCAACAAAAGAAAUAUUGUUCAAUAUCUUGGUGUUGAACAUGACUUAAAUAAAAUUCUUCGAGAUGACGUUUCAAUUGCAGCCGGUGAGGAAUGUACACAAGAAACAGUAAAGACAGUUCAUACUAUUAGUGAAUUGUCAGAGAUGAUUAAACAACAAUCUUCCAAACUGCAAAGACCUAUUUUAGUGGAUUGGAAUAAAGGCAAAGAGAUUAUUGCUCGUCUUCCAGAAACAGUUGAAGGGUUUUUGAAAGAGUUGGGAU
Racocetra persica is the source of this 264-nucleotide messenger RNA. Lineage: Eukaryota; Fungi; Glomeromycota; Glomeromycetes; Diversisporales; Gigasporaceae. The record is from the annotation of a GenBank genome assembly.